Molecule: messenger RNA, 5695 nt
Organism: Myotis brandtii (Brandt's bat)
Lineage: Eukaryota; Metazoa; Chordata; Mammalia; Chiroptera; Vespertilionidae
Gene: DZIP3
Product: DAZ interacting zinc finger protein 3
Exons: 34
Coding region: 304-4086 (1260 amino acids)
Biological process (GO): protein polyubiquitination
Cellular component (GO): cytoplasm
Molecular function (GO): polyubiquitin modification-dependent protein binding; ubiquitin protein ligase activity; RNA binding
Source: RefSeq, a predicted model, not a curated record
ACUUUAUCUCAAAAGCCGCGAGGUUUCAUCUUCGCGAUCCCAUAAAAACGAGAAAUCUCGCGAGAAGUGCGAUUGCGGCUCUCUGAAGGGGCGGUUGGACGCCAGGGGUCCUUGCUGGUCAGCGCGCCGUAGUUUCGUUCGAUUCCUCGGCCUUCGCGCUGGAUGGCCGGUUUUUCCUUUGUGCACUAGCCUCUGCCCGAGGAAUGGUCGCGUCCCCCUAGAAUAGAAACGAUUUAAACAGCAGUAGUAGAAGUCAGACUGCAAGCAUUGGAAUAAGAUUUUUGCAGAAGAACAUUGUGCAUCAUGGAUUCUCUUCCAGAAGAAUUUUUUGUGAGGGAUCUUUCUGUGGAGGAGGAGACUAAGGAAGAAACUAAGAAUAAGGUAGAAAAGUUAACUGAUCAACUGGAUAAACAGGAAAAGGACAUACCUUCUAAUCUUAUGCCUGUUAACCUACUAUUAGAGGUGAAAAAGUUAUUGUGUACAGUUAAUAAUCUACCAAAAGGUGUGGUCCCUUACAUUGAGAAGUUUGUAGAAGAAAAUUUUUCUUUCCAAACUGUACAGAGAGAAGUUGCAGCUAACAGCCAGAAUGGGGAGGAAAUAGUUCCUGCUUUGACUAUACGUUUCUUGAUAACACAACUGGAAGCAUCACUUAGGAACAUUCAAGCUACUAAUUAUACUGCACAUCAGAUUAAUAUUGAUUAUUAUUUGACAUUACUGUUCUUGUAUGGAUUAGCACUCACUGAAAGAGGAAAGAAAGAGGAUUAUACGGAAGCUGAGAAUAAGUUUCUAGUGAUGAAGAUGGUGAUCCAAGAAAAUGAAAUUUGUGAAAACUUUAUGUCUUUAGUUUAUUUUGGACGUGGUUUGCUUCGAUGUGCUCAGAAGAGAUAUAAUGGAGGACUGCUAGAAUUUUAUAAAAGUUUACAAGAAAUAAGUGAUACAAAUGAUCAUUGGUUUGACAUAGAUCCUACGGAAGAUGAAGAUUUACCUACAACUUUUAAAGAUCUUCUCAAUAAUUUUAUCAAGACAACUGAAAGUAAUAUAAUGAAGCAGUCCAUUUGCAGUUAUCUAGAUUGUGAACGAUCUUGUGAAGCUGACAUUUUAAGGAACACCAAUUAUAAGGGAUUUUUUCAAUUAAUGUGCAGUAAAAGUUGCUGUGUCUAUUUUCAUAAAAUUUGUUGGAAAAAGUUCAAGAAUUUAAAAUAUCCAGGUGAAAAUGAUCAGAGUUUUAGUGGGAAAAAAUGUUUGAAGGAAGGAUGUACAGGUGACAUGGUAAGGAUGCUACAAUGUGAUGAACCUGGAAUUGUUAAAAUUUUGUUUGAAGUUGUGAGAAAGGAUGAAUAUAUAACCAUUGAAAAUUUAGGAGCAAGUUAUAAAAAGUUGAUGUCUUUGAAAAGAACUGAUACUGAUAUAAGACCGAAGAUCAAUUUAAAAUUUAGCACAAAAGAUGAAAUGCCUAUCUUCAAACUUGAUUAUAAUUAUUUCUAUCAUCUGCUUCAUAUAAUUAUUAUUUCUGGUACUGACAUUGUCCGGAAAAUAUUUGAUGAGGCUCUGCCACCCCCUCUUUUGAAAAAAGAGCUCCUUAUUCACAAGAAACUGCUGGAACCCUACUACAAACAUCUUUGGACUAAUCACCCUUUGGGUGGAGCAUGGCAUCUGCUUUAUCCCCCAAAGAAGAAGCUACCACAGUCCAAACAAUUUGACUUAUACCUCCUAUUAGCUCUCAUAAAACAUUUGCAUGUAUUCCCUGCACCUAAAAAUGGCUGGAAUAUGGAACCACCAUCUUCUGAUCUCUCUAAGUCUGCAGACAUCCUGAGGCUGUGCAAAUACAGGGAUCUCCUCCUUAGUGAGAUUUUGAUGAAUGGUCUCACUGAGUCACAAUUCAAUUCAAUUUGGAAAAAAGUUUCUGAUACUCUUCUGCGCCUUGGAAUGAAGCAAGAGGAUAUUGACAAAGUGAAGGAGAAUCCCAUUGAGAAUAUCUCCCUUGAUUACCAUCAGCUGUCCAUCUACCUAGGUAUACCAGUACCAGAUAUCAUCCAGAGGAUGUUAUCCUGCUAUCAACAAGGACUUGCUCUACAGUCAAUAACCGGCAGUCAACAUAUUGACAUAGAAGAAUUACAAAAUGAGGAAGAAGAACUAAGUCCACUUCUCAUGGAGUAUAAUAUAAAUGUGAAAUCAAACCCUGAGAUACAGUUAGCAGAAAUGAAUAAAGAUGGUGCAUCAAUACCUAGUGAAUCUUCAACAGAAUCUAUUAAGGAUCUCCAGGAAGUUAAGAGUAAACUAAUGAAAAAGAAAAAGACUAAAAGUAAAAAGAAUAAGGAAUCAAAAGAAGAACAAGUCCCAAAUAUGGUAGGAAAGGAAGAGCACUUGAAGAAAGAGCAAGCAAAUCUACACCCAGUAGAUAUAAGUGGUAUUCAAGAAGAUUCCACAACUGAAGGAAAGUUCUAUAGCCUGGAUGAAUUGCAUAUUCUGGACAUGAUAGAGCAGGGCUCAACCAGUAAGCUAUCUGCAGAAUAUGGAGAAAUUGUGAAGGAAAAGCUUGCUCGACAACAGCAGCUUUGUAAAUUGCGCGCUCAAUGUGAAGGUUUUGAGAAGCAGUUGAAAAAAGUGAUAUUUCGGUUGCAAGAAAACCAUGUACAUAUUAAAAAGAGAGAUAAAAUCAUCGCAUCUCUUAAUCAACAAGUGGCUUUUGGAAUCAAUAAGGUUUCCAAAUUGCAGCGUCAAAACCAUGCUAAAGAUAAUGAGAUCAAGAACCUUAAAGAGCAACUUUCCAUGAAAAGGUUCAUUCGUGUUAUAGCAUGUAUCUGUACUCAUUCUUUUUGUGGAAAAAUAAUAUUCCAUUGUAUGGAUAUAUCAAAUUUUUUUCUUUUCAUCAGAUCUCAGUGGGAAAUGGAGAAGCUUAAUAUGGAAACCACAAUUAAAACAUAUUUAAGCAAACUGAAUGCAGAAACUAGUAGAGCUUUAACAGCUGAGGUGUAUUUCUUACAGUGUCGUAGAGAUUUUGGUUUGCUUCAUCUAGAGCAGACUGAAAAGGAAUGCCUCAGUCAUCUUGCCAGGGUGACUCAGAUGGCAGCAAGCAACCUAGAAUCACUUCAGUUAAAGGCUGCAGUAGACAGUUGGAAUGCCAUUGUGACAGAUGUCAGAAACAAGAUUGCAUUCCUUAGGACACAAUACAAUGAACAAAUUAACCAGGUGAAGCAAGGAUUUGCCUUGAGUACCUUGCCUCCAAUCCAGCUUCCUCCACCACCACCCAGUCCUGAGAUACUGAUGCAGCAGUUCUUGGGAAGACCCCUUGUGAAAGAAUCUUUCUUUAGACCCGUAGUCACUGUUCCUCAAAUGCCUGCCAUUUGUCAUGGAGCCAUCUCUGCACCUGGCCAACCUAGACCCCCCCUGAUGUCUGGCCUAACCUGGACUAUGCCGGCGCCUGUGGGAGAGGCUGUGUCUCCUAGUGCAGGUCUGGGAAGUGAUCCUCCCAUGAUGAAUUGGGAGAGGAUUAUAGAUAGAUUGAAAACUGCCUUUCCACAACAGAGCAGAAAGGAGCUUACAGAUUUCUUACGAAAAGUGAAAGAUGCUCAUGGGAACUCCUCACCCGGUCUGACAUUUGAUGACAUUGUUUACAAGAUUUCUCAAUUUAUUGACCCCAAGAGAUCUCAGAGCCUUUCAAGAAAAACUGUAGCAGGCCCAGACUGCCUGCAGCUGGCUGAUUGCUCAACAGUAUGUCAGUUUGGCAGGAGUCAAGGAAAAUCAGUGCCAAGUGGUAGUUGUGUUUCACACAGCCAUCCUCCACCACAGUCCAAUGCUGCCCAGCCCCCAAAACCAGCCUGGAGGCCUCUCAGUUCACAGGGUCCUGUCACGUGGGAAGGAGCCAAUAAUUUGGAUGAUGAGGGAGAGGAAGAAGAGCCUUGUGUGAUCUGUCAUGAGAAUCUCUCUCCAGAAAACCUCUCAGUUUUGCCUUGUGCUCACAAAUUUCACUCUCAGUGCAUUAGACCUUGGUUAAUGCAGCAGGGGACAUGCCCAACCUGCAGGCUCCAUGUUUUGCUACGAGAAGACUUUCCUGGUCACUCCAGCCGGCACUUGUCUAAGAUCUGAUACAAGGGACUAUGCAAAGGGAGUUUUUAGACUCCACAGUUUAGUUUUGCCUUUUGUUAUGAGCUUACAGUGUGAAGCAGUACACUCCUCAGUUUUGUACAAAAGAAGCUAACCUGAUGAAAGCUGCAGCCAAAGAGGACAGGACAAAUCUUCAGGACUGUGAACUGAAUGAAAGGGCUUAAAGACGAUGGAAUUUUAAAGGUUACAUCCAUUACAUUUGAUCUUAUCUUAGUAGGUAUUUUCUUCUACAUAAACAUGGUUACUUAGCAUAUAUCUCAGGAUGUCUUUUCUUGUCAUUUUUCUUCCCUUAUUCCACUCAUACUUUACUUUCCCUCAUUAUACUUCAUUUUAAUUUCCUGAAAUAAAUUUAAGCAAGAGAAAAACUGGAAUAUUAAAAGAAGUAGGAAAUUUGCACAGAUUUUAGCAUUUCUUUUAAUUUUUGAAACUGCUUACAAAAAUAUAACUAUUUAAAUUUUAUCUCUAUCUUCCCUAUUCUUUUUUAUUCUCUAACAUAUGUACCCAUGAAGAAGUUAUGAGCUACUUGUGGACCAUACAGUGGUGUGUUGGAACUGUCUUAUAAUGGCUUGUGAGAGAUGAUUGUUAAAGUUUCAGGAAUUUUGUGAGCCAAUUAUCAAAUUGUUGGUAACUUGAAAUUUGUCUGUAGUGGGAAUGUUUACCCCAUAGAAAUUGUCAAAUGCUCUAAUUACGUGCUUUUCCUCCUCUCAAGAGCUGGUUGUUAAACACAGUACAUCAUUGGGACCAUGCCUGACCCUUCUUUGUGUUCCCAGUGUCUUGCCCAGUAGGUGCAGCAUAAAUAUUCCCUGAAUCAGAAAUAAGGAAGUAGUAAGAAAAGGAGUUAAUGUGUGAAUUAACUCACUUGCUCAGUUGAAUAAUUGAGAUCUUAUAUCCAUUUGUUGUAAAUAUGGUCUUAUGCCUUAAUCAUUUAUGCUUUGUAGGAAUAUUGUUUUUCUGCCUUAAGUAUCUAAUUUCUCUUUCUGAUGCAGCGGGGUGUGGAGCUGUUUGUGUAUAGUUGCUUCUUGUGACAAACUUGAUACCCACUGGGUUAAGUUGCAUAUCUAAAGCUUGUCACUGAGAGCUUGUAUUCUUAGAAGUCAAAACCAUAUUGUGUAAAUGCUGUAUGUUUACAUGUCUCCAGUUACAAAAUUAGAAUAAAUCAGUUACUUUCUAAGACAAAUAUCACUUGAUUCAUAUUUUUCCAUAAUUAGUGAAAUAGAGACUGUACAUGUGUCCCUGACUCAGCAAGUGUUCUUUUGAAUAUUUCAGUGUAAAUGUGUAUCUUGAAGUUACUUCAGAUCUCUAUUUAAACUUCUCUCUGUAAUAAUAUGCUGUUUUCUUCUGUAAUGAGAACAGACUGUAAAAUGCAAAGGAAAAAUCCAAAAAAUGAAGGUAGUCAUCUAGACAUGUAAAAUGCCAAGAGUGUAUCAGAAUUACAAAAUUCAGAACUUGUAGAGCCUUUAAUAAUUUUCUUGUCUAAAUUUCAAGGUCAUGGUAAUGUAGCAAAUUAUCUUGUAAAACAAAUGUUUCUUAGUUUAUGUUUACAAUUGCAAUUUCAUUUUCACGUGAGAAAGAAUAAAUAUUUCUUAAACAC